Gadus chalcogrammus (walleye pollock) is the source of this 1537-nucleotide messenger RNA. RefSeq names its product matrix metallopeptidase 23bb (gene mmp23bb). Lineage: Eukaryota; Metazoa; Chordata; Actinopteri; Gadiformes; Gadidae. The record is from RefSeq and is a predicted model, not a curated record. Gene Ontology annotation, cellular component: extracellular matrix. Gene Ontology annotation, molecular function: zinc ion binding; metalloendopeptidase activity. Gene Ontology annotation, biological process: collagen catabolic process; extracellular matrix organization; proteolysis. The coding region runs from base 183 to 1268 and encodes 361 amino acids. The transcript is spliced from 8 exons.
GGGUUGCAAGAUCUCGCGUCGUGUCCCCGCCCCGAUGGGAGCCGACUCACCGGACGGGGGAGCGGAACUCAGAGAUCAGAGAUCCAGGGUUGGUUGAGGUUCCUCCUGGAGAGAGACGGUCCAGGGUCGGGAAGGUUGAGAGGGAGAGAAAGAGAGAGAGAGGUCUAGCGGGUUGAGCGGCGAUGUGCAGCCGCGGGAUGCGAGCCCUCCUCGGGCUGCUGUUCGCCGCGGGAGUCCUUGAGCAUUGCGGUGCCGCGACGCGAAGGGACGGAAACGUCCCGGGGAACAGAAUCCCUCCGCUCUCCAGAACCCGAAGAUACGCCAUCAACCCCCUGGGACACCGGUGGCAGCACUACAACCUCACCUACAAGAUCCUGAGCUACCCUAGCUCCCUGAACCGCCAUGACACCAGGAAGGCUAUCGGUGUAGCGUUCAGCCGCUGGAGCGACGUGUCCCCCCUCAGCUUCUCCGAGGUCACCACGCCCAACGCUACCGCUAACAUCCUCCUGGGGUUCUACGUCCUCAACCACACUGACUGCUGGGGCUCCCCGCUGCACCCCUGUUUCGACGGUCUGAACGGGGAGCUGGCCCACGCCUUCCUGCCCCCCCGCGGGGAGAUCCACUUCGACAACCAGGAGCUCUGGAUCCUCGGCCGGUCCCGCUUCAGCUGGAAACAAGGUGUGUGGCUGAAUGACCUGGUGCAGGUAGCGGCCCAUGAGAUCGGUCAUGCUCUUGGUCUGUGGCACUCCCGCCACCCUGGGGCCCUCAUGCACCCCAACGCCACCUUCACGGGCCAGCGCACCGUCGCCCAGGACGACAUCUGGGGCAUUCAGAGACUCUACGGCUGUCUGGAUAAGAAGCGUGUGUGUGAGCCGUGGGCGAGGCUGGGUUUCUGCAGCAGGAGGAAGACCUUCAUGAGGAAGAACUGUCCCCAGCGCUGUGAGCUUUGCUUUGAACCACUGGAGGUGGUUGCCACGCCGACGGCUGCCCCUAACAACGUGAAGGUGAAGGUGGUUCCCAGGGGGAAGGUCGUCGGCUUCCGCUGUGGAACCAACAACCCUCGCCUGGCUCCCAAAGUCCGCUGGUUUAAGGACGGGGAACAGCUUGUGUCCUCGGUCCCGGGUCACAUGGUGAUGAAAGGUCGCGACCUCCGUCUCCUCGCCUCCCAAUUCACAGAGGGGGUCUACACCUGCCGCCUGCAUCACCAUGGCAACGCAGUCUCCGCAAACUCAUGGGCCGUCCGGCUAAAGCCCGAGCAGAACAGUUGAGAGAAAGAGAGAGUGUGUGUGUGUGUGUGUGUGUGUGUGUGUAUGUUUUUAGUUUUUGUGUGUGUUAGUGUGGAACUGUGUGUGUGCGUGAUACACUGGUUGUGGGUGUGUGUGUGUGUUACAGUGUGUGAAAUAUGUCCUGCAGAGUGGGUGUGGCUUGUGGUAAAGGGGUGUGUGUAAAGGUUUAUACGAAUGUGGGCGUGUCAAGAGGAGUACUCCAUCAGGUCUGAAUCAUUCAUAAAAUAAACCUUAUCCACUGGUGCGUCUCC